Eucalyptus grandis is the source of this 1557-nucleotide messenger RNA. RefSeq names its product thaumatin-like protein 1. The record is from RefSeq and is a predicted model, not a curated record. Lineage: Eukaryota; Viridiplantae; Streptophyta; Magnoliopsida; Myrtales; Myrtaceae. Gene Ontology annotation, cellular component: extracellular region. The transcript is spliced from 3 exons. The coding region runs from base 292 to 1284 and encodes 330 amino acids. Gene Ontology annotation, biological process: defense response.
CAUCUCUCCCUUCUCUCUCUCUCUACAUCUCACUUCUGUGUUUCUUGGGUCUUUGGAUCCCUUUGCAAGAGAUUCAAGGCCUCUUCUUUUACGGGUGAAAACUCCUGGUUCAAUCCCCAUCCUUCUCCUCUUCACAACUCCUCCGAUCUCAUUGACAGUUUCUGUCAGCAUUCCAGCUCUCAUUCUGAUUUCCGUUGCUCUUCUUAUCUCCAACAUCAUCAACCUCGCAAGACACGGUCUUCCAAACGAACAUUAACCAAAUAAUCUCAUAUCCCAACCAUUGAACCCCAGAUGCAUCCUGUCCUCUGUCCUCGGCCAUCAUCCCGGUCUUCCAUUUGCGUCUACAUUGGCCUCAUUCUGCUUCAUUUAUGUAGAGGCAUAUCAGGGGCUACAUUCACUCUAAUCAACCGGUGCGACUUCACGGUGUGGCCGGGCGUUCUGGCCAAUGCGGGCAGCGCUGCAUUGGGCAGCACCGGAUUCGAGCUCCCUACCGGCGCCUCGCGCUCCUUCCAAGCUCCCCCGACCUGGUCCGGCCGGUUCUGGGGCCGAACCAGCUGCAACUUCGACCCCUCGACCGGCCAGGGUAGCUGUGCCACCGCGGACUGCGGCUCCAACCAAGUGGAGUGCAACGGGGCCGGGGCGGCCCCACCAGCUACCCUCGCCGAGUUCACAAUCCAGUCAGGUGGCGCACAGGACUUCUACGACGUCAGCCUGGUCGACGGGUACAACUUGCCCAUGCUCGUGGAUGUGAGUGGUGGGUCCGGCGCAUGCCUUUCCACCGGGUGCCUGACGGACUUGAACCGGCAGUGCCCAGCCGAGCUGCGGGACGGGUCGGGCCAGGGCUGCAAGAGCGCCUGCGAGGCAUUCGGGAGCCCCGAGUACUGCUGCAGCGGCGCAUAUGGCUCGCCGGACACUUGCAAGCCGUCGGUUUAUUCGCAGAUGUUCAAGGCCGCGUGCCCGAGGUCAUAUAGCUACGCAUACGAUGAUAAGACGAGUACAUUUACGUGCACAGCCGCAGACUACACGAUCACAUUCUGCCCUUCCUUAUCAGCAAGUCAAAAAGCCGCCACAGAUGGAUCUUCGAGUGCCGGAACGACGAGCGGAACGACGAGCGGAACCAGCUCGGGGACAACCGGUUCGAGCGAGAGUCCUCCGGACAACAACUUUCCGUGGUCCCUGGGUUUCUCCAUCGGACACUCGAGCGGCACCCUCCAAUCUCGUUGCGAUUGGACGUGGCUCAUCUCUCUUGUCGUCUCUCUAUUUCUCUGUUUUCUACAUUCGUAAUUACUCUCGACACGACACACUGUUCCCCACACACAAGUUUCCAGUCACACCCUUAGAUAGAGGCCGAUAUUCGAGGCGACUUCGUGUACAUAUUCGAGCGCAUUUGUCGGGAAUGGUAAUACAAAUUGUUAUAUUCAAUCAUUUGUUUUCGCCCGUUCGGCACGACUUACACUUUCAGCGAUCUGUAAGUAAGGAAUUACGGAAAGUAAAGAGCCUCGUGGAGGGAGGAAUAUGGUUCUUGAGAACGAUACAAAAAAGGGCUAUUCUGUAUCA